Messenger RNA from Physella acuta, 922 nucleotides. RefSeq names its product proteasome inhibitor PI31 subunit-like. NCBI's taxonomy places the organism in Eukaryota, Metazoa, Mollusca, Gastropoda, Physidae. The record is from RefSeq and is a predicted model, not a curated record. Gene Ontology annotation, biological process: proteasome-mediated ubiquitin-dependent protein catabolic process. Gene Ontology annotation, molecular function: proteasome binding; endopeptidase inhibitor activity.
AUGGCUCUCCCUGGGUUCGAGCUGCUUUAUUCAACUGUCGUGCAACAAAUACGAUCAUCAGAUGACGCUGCUAUAAUUGCGGUCCAUUGGAAUUUGAUUUCAAAUGGUCUCAGAUGUUGUGGUUCUGGAGAAUCUUGGCCCGAGAGACAGAAUGAAAACUAUGUUGGUAGUGAGUUCCUGCCUGAAGGAUGGAACAGUCAAGAAGCAAUUUAUGCACUGCGCUAUGUUGACCCCACGUCAAACAGAACGUAUCUGAUGAAAGCUCUGGCCAUUGAAGGCUCUCUUAUUCUUCACCUGCUAAGGUGCUUUGAUGAGAAAACUGUUAGCACAACGGUUCGUAGUCGAGACUUCGUCAAUGAUAUCCACCCCUCUAUAGCAAGCACAUUUAACAACCUGUCAGAGCUCAACACACAAGUCACUAAAGACUUGUACACCAAAAUGGUGGAGAGACCUCAGCGCAGGAGCGACUCAGAGAGCAGCCAGUCACAUCCGACAAGGUCACCUUUGUUGGAAGAUCCAAGACGAGGUGUCUCCGGGGGUGCUGGCUACCACCCCCCAAGACAGCCAAUCAGACCUGACUACUCUGAUCCUUUUAGUGUAGGUAGGACAGACCUUGACCCCCUGAGUGGUGGCUUUGGUGGGGGAAUGUUCAUGGACCCGCGGAAUCUGACCAACCCGGGUGGCUUUAGACCUCCUGGCUUCCCGCCAGGUUCCAUCCCCCCUGGUGCCAGAUUUGACCCAGUCGGACCCCCAGGUGUCAGACCAGUGCCUGACCCUGAUCAUGAACGUCCCCCGGAUAGUUACGAUGAUAUGUUUAUGUGAGAAGAUUAAAAACAUUCACUUGGAAAAGGCAGGAAUAACUUCUAGAUAGUGAAACAUUUUGUAAAUAAAGUUUGGCUUUAAAAAUGAUUGUUUUCUCUAA